Messenger RNA from Pecten maximus, 1292 nucleotides. RefSeq lists its product as uncharacterized. Lineage: Eukaryota; Metazoa; Mollusca; Bivalvia; Pectinida; Pectinidae. The record is from RefSeq and is a predicted model, not a curated record. The coding region runs from base 95 to 1264 and encodes 389 amino acids. The transcript has 6 exons.
AUGACAGAUCGUAGAGUCAUCGAAACGUAACGACUUAAAAACUUCUUUGUUUUAAAGUCUAGUUGUUAGUUUCGUGAUCAGGAGAUCUCUCAGUAUGUGGUUGAUAGCAUGUGCACUCGUCGUUUUAUUAAGCUGCUGUUCAGCUGAAAUUAUCGAGAACAAACGCAAAGCAGAGGAACUGAAUUUGUUAGUGUCAUUAGCUUUCCAUGAGAAGAUCGAACGAGAGGGCCCUGCCCUGAAGGAGUUGGUGGAAAAACAAGCCCUAGAAUGUGAAGCUAAACUUAACAGUACAUUUGAAGUAUGCCAAAGCUGCAGAGCAAGGUAUGAAAAUAUCCCUGAACCUAACCAAGGUAGUGUUGACCAACUUCUGAUACUGAUCGAUCCAAAGACUUUCGGCGACGUGACUGGGAAUCCCAUAGGAACAAUUGUUAGAAAAACUAUUCCAAGUGUUGUUAAAGACGCGGGCGGUAACCUUGAAACAGUCUUCAAGGGAACAAUUCCUAAAAUAGGCAAGGACAUCAAGAAAGAGCUAAGGGUAUUCUUUACCAGAACACUCCCUAAUGUAGGGAAAUUUGUCGGAAAUCACCUUGAAACCUUCUUCAAAAAGACUGUCCCGAAGACAAGGAAAAAAGUAGGGAAACAUUUGGAUAUAUUUUUUUCAGACACAAUUCCGAAAGCUGGAAAGAAUGCCGGAGCACAUCUGAAUAGAUUCUUCACUAAAACACUUCCAAGCACUGGGAAAGAUGUUGGAAAAAGUCUUAACACAUUUUUCAAGAAGACGGUCCCUAAAACUGGAAGGAAAGUCGAACACUUCUUCAAGAAGACAAUUCCUAAAGUCGGGAAGAAAGUUGAAACUUUCUUCAAAAGGACCAUCCCGGGUAUAUUUAGGGGGAGACGCAGACGACAAGUUUCCCAGUGCCCAGCCUGUGAUAAGAUUGAAAUUGAGAGCAUGACGUCAGUAGACAUCAUGCGUACAGUAUGCGGACAAGCUUAUGUGAACAAUGUUGCACAGUACAGGAAGAUGGCGACCAUAAACAAAUUGAUCCAUGUUGACAAAAAACCUGUCAUUACUAAGGUAACGUUCAUGAGGAAAGACGUAGUCAAUAAACUACUGGAAGGCAUAGCUUCCGCCUCACCAUUCGCUGUCACGUACACGGACGGCAGAACCUCGGAAAUCCUCAAAUCUGACAAUACACUGGACCUUCUAGAUCCAAACCAGAUUUUGGGGGAGGAGCUGGCUAAGGAAAUAUGGGACAUGUUCUAGACACUGUGUGGUUGUUCUGGCAUUUUUA